Molecule: messenger RNA, 2244 nt
Organism: Eimeria maxima
Lineage: Eukaryota; Apicomplexa; Conoidasida; Eucoccidiorida; Eimeriidae
Exons: 12
Biological process (GO): protein import into nucleus
Cellular component (GO): nucleus; cytoplasm
Molecular function (GO): nuclear import signal receptor activity
Source: RefSeq, a predicted model, not a curated record
AUGCUGAGCAAGUCACCGCUGCAGCAGCUGUUGCCGGCACUUGCUGCUGCUGCAUCUGCCCCCGAGGAGGAGGCAUCCAGUAGGCAGCUAGCAGCCGUCCUUGUCCGACGUUAUGCACACAGCAAAUUUAAAGACAUGAAGGGAAAUUCGGAUGAGAAGCAGCAGCUCGUAGAAUUGGUCAUGCGGAGCCUCGUAGAUGCGCUGUCAUCGGGGGGUCCCCUCACCGUGCGGAAAGCAGCAGCUGAGGCUAUAGGAGAGCUGUGGCAGCAUUUGCCCUCCACAGCAACCAUCAACCAGACAGCCCCUUUUGGUUUCAUCGUGAACUGGCUCGACGCUCAGCAGGCGCAGGGACAUUCAGCGGAGGAAGAAUGUCUUCUGUGGCUGCUGGUCGACCGACUGGCGGAUGUCGCGGAGCCUGAGGUGUAUGUUCAGCGCACCUCCCAACUCGUCCAGAAGUUGAACCUGACAUUCCAGCAGCUAGAUGUGAAGAAGUCGGCGGCUGGCGAGGAGGCCCUGCAGACACUGUUUGUUCGGACGGCUCGCUGGAGAGCGGAAGAGGCCGAAGCCAAAGAGACCAAGAAGACCGCAGUAGCUGCAUACUGUUCAUUGUGUCCAGUGGUCCUGCAAAUGAUUACCCGACAGCCCUGUCCAGAACUUUUGGCUCCUCUCGUCUCUCUUGCCGAGAGGGGCCCCCAGUUUUUCCGUGACCAGCACGCAGCGCUCCUGGGCACUGUCAAGACUAUUCUCGCCAACUCUGCCAGUGUACAGACUGAGGAAACAGGCCGGAUGGCACUGCAGUUGGCCGCCUCUGCCUUCCUUGGGGCCCCCAAGUUCUCAAGAAAGCAUAUGCCCCUCGUGGACGACUUGCUCAUGCUGUUGGCAGACGCAGCGGCGGCUUCUCCCAGCGACUGGGAAGACCUAGCAACAUGGGAAGCACAAGCGCGAGAGGAGGAAGCAGGGGAAGAAACAUUGCACAGUGUUGCCCUGCAGCUGAUGGCAGACAUCGCCUCCAUGCUGUGUAGUAGCAGCUCUUCGCAGGAUCCAGGAGCCGAUGCAGGGCCCGCGGAAGGAGGGGCCUCUUCAACCGGAGGCCUGCACGUCCUGGCGAAACUCAUGAACAUUUUUUCACUGUUAGUGGAACAAGAGGAUCCCCGCUACUCCUACACCGCCCUUGAAUUGCUGGCCCUUCUGCUGGACGAUGAAACCUGCAGACCUCUCCUAGGGCCUUACGUGGACAAACUGACGGCGACUUGCAUGGCGGCGUUGAAGGCUGUGGACGCCCGUCUGCGUUGGCAAGGCUUAAGGUGUUUGGGGUCGAUGAUGGAGAACGAAGAAAAGUGGACGCGGCAGGUGCAGCAACAGCACGGCGAGCAGCUCCUUUCCUUACUCUCUGAGAAGAGCGCAGAUGAUCUUUCUGUUCGCUGCCGGAGACAGGCGCUUUUGGCUCUUGCAUCCUUCCUCUCUGGGCUGGCACCCGAGGAAGGGGAGGAGCCUUCUCCCGAAACCCUUGCUUUCGUUGAACCCCAUUUGAAUGGGGUCUUAUCUAAGGCCGUUAUCGCCGGCUGUUCCAGCAAUGAUAUGCAGACCCAAGAAUUCGCACUGGCCCUCGCUUCUGCAUUGGCGAAGGCCUGCGGCUCUGCGUUCAUUCCCCACUACCCUCCAUUCGUAGCGGCACUGCGGAACCUUCUGGGAGGAGAUGACCCUGCAGGAAAGCAGAAAGUGCAGCAGCUGCUAGAAGAUCAUUCAGGGCGCUGUCUGCUUCAGGCUGCAGUCGAGUUUGCUGCCGACCUGGGAGCAGCCGUCGGCAAGGAUGUCUUGAGGCCGGUGUGGUGGCUGAUGAAGGACGCUCCAUGGCUAGUGGAGCGUCUCCACAGCCUACUUCUGGCAUGCGAAGCCGUCCCCGCCGCCUCAGCUGUCUUCAGCUCUAUUAUGGUUUGUCUAGCUGUUGCCGCUCCUGCAUGCGGCCCGGAGCUGCUCCAGCAGAUGCAACCGUUGAUGGAUAUUGUCCUCCGGAAAGCUCAAUUAAGCAUCCAGGGGCGGCGGCUGGAAAUUGUAGGACUUCGUGGGGUGAGCAGCAGUGGUACUCUAGUGCGUGCUCUUUGCAUGCAGAUGGGCGUCGCCCAAGAGGUUGGGGCGGCUUCGGGGUCGUUGAAUGCGGGUGCGGAGCUCUCGGAGGAGGGAGGUGUUUCGCAGUUCCGUGUUCAGGACAAAUCGGGCAAACAGACAAUCAUAUCGAUCAAUACA